Bemisia tabaci is the source of this 5520-nucleotide messenger RNA. RefSeq names its product E3 ubiquitin-protein ligase defense repressor 1 (gene dnr1). The record is from RefSeq and is a predicted model, not a curated record. Gene Ontology annotation, biological process: ubiquitin-dependent protein catabolic process. Gene Ontology annotation, molecular function: ubiquitin-protein transferase activity. Gene Ontology annotation, cellular component: cytoskeleton. Lineage: Eukaryota; Metazoa; Arthropoda; Insecta; Hemiptera; Aleyrodidae.
UUCUCGGCGUCCUAAAAAAUGAGGAAUUUUCGGAGAUUUUCCGAGAAAAUCCGCGGGGGGGGAUAUUUUUUGGAGGUGGAAAGCGUUAUUGUCUAUUGUAGAAGGGAUGUGGAUAGUAGGAAAGGAGUAGGCGGUGAAGACGUAUGGUCCGCGGCACCCGGGCCCAGUGUGCGGCGGAGCGCCGUAUCCGGGUGUCGCGGCCAUUGUAGUUGACGGCCGUUGUAGCUAAAUUCAUUCCAGUGUUGAAAGUUUUUAUCAUCUGCACGAAGACUUGACUUACUUUAACAUUUCUUACCUUCUUAGCCGUUUAUCAAUUGAAUUUUGCCAUUUUCUAAGAACGACCAGUGCUCCUUACCCAUUCCUCCUUAAUUUGAAAUGCCAAGCCAUCAUGUGGUGUCUUGUGAGUCAGCCGAACGCAAUCAUAAUUGAAGUGGAAGUAGAUUCAAAGGCGAAAGGACAAGAAUGCCUGGAAAAGGUUUGCUCUUGUCUUGGAAUCACCAACGAAUCGGACUAUUUCGGACUCAAGUACCGCACUGUAAAAGGUCAUGAUGUGUGGAUCAAUCUCCGAAACCCCAUCGAGCGGCAAGUUGUUGGAGUUGCUCCUCACAGAUUUGGUUUACGUGUCAAAUUCUGGGUUCCUCCACACCUCCUGCUUCAAGAGACUACAAGGCAUCAAUUCUAUCUUCAUGCGAAAUCCGAUUUGAUGGAAGGGAAACUAAAAGUAGGCCAAGAAAUUGAGCCUCUGAAGUUGAUUGCCCUCUUGUCUCAAUCAGAGCUAGGAGAUUAUGAGAGCUGCAUAGCACCAAUGCAGAUGUACAAUUCUUGGUGCCAUCAAUUAAAUAUUGAAGCAUCUGAAGAAGAACUUGAAACCAUCGCCGCUUUGCACAAAGAAAUGAAGGGUAUGAAGCAGUCCACCGCUGAGUAUUGGAUUGUGAAGGAAGUCUCAAAUUUACCAAGUUUCGGCGAAGAACUUUUUUUGGGGAAAACAGACAGAAAAUCAGAGUCUGUGUCAGUGGGAGUUGGUCCCCACGGUCUUACUGUCUACCAAGGAACUCGAAAACAACUGAUUCCAUUUACAGCAAUUCGCAGUGCUGCAUCUCAAAAACGAGCUUUCACGCUUUGGUACUUCGAUCAAUUUGCCACCGAAACCACUCUUGAAUUAAAAUUGUCUUCCUCAUUAUCGGCUAAUGAACUCUACAGAGCUUUAACCGAGAAGCAUGCAUUUUAUAGUUGUGAGACUGUGCGAGGGGCUGUAACUUCGCAAUUUAUCAGGGACCUGAAGGGAACGAUUGUCUCAAUUUUCAACGAACACUCACCUCUGGGCAAGAAGUAUGUCUUUGACAUUCAAAGAACAUGUCGAGAGGUUCAUGACAAUGCUCGCCGUGCUUUGUACGAUGCCUCUCAACAAUCAGCAGCUCCCAGCAAAAUUGAGACUCAGUCUAGCAUCGAGCAAAAGAACUCAGAUGCUGAUAAGCUAGCCAGACUCAUGGAUGCUCUCACAUGCAGAAUAUGUAUGGAUAGCAGCAUAACAACAGUAUUUUUCCCUUGCGCCCAUGUUGUUGCCUGUGGAAACUGUGCAAGCAGAUGCGAAGUUUGCCCGCUGUGCCGAUCUCCAAUUAAGGAGUCAAAGCGGGUGUAUUUACCCACAUUGAGCGAUGUCAUAGAACCAAGAAUGAUAUCGAAUAAUUCUUCACUCUCCUCCAUGUCAAGUUUUACAGACUCUUAUAACUCUUCCUUGGAUGAAUUAGAACUUCUUGGUGCAUAACUUUUUUUUAUGUUGAUUUUUAUACUUUUAUAGCCCAUAUUUUUACUUUCUUGGCCCCUCUGUAGGUUCCAAAGCUAUUGUUGUUCCCUCUCCCCAAAAAUUUGUUAGCUCCAUUAUUUCCAAAUAUUUAAAGGUCCCUUGCAGAGAGUGUAAAGGAUUAGAGAUUCCACUGGACAAGCAAAACUUGAAACAGAAGUUUGUCGUUAACUGAAGAUAGGGAAAGUAACCAGAAGAUUGCGCUUGCAUUACAAAUUGCAAAGUGGCAAGCGAAUUCCUAUUAUAUUUCCCGUAACCCAAUAUUAUAAGAGUUUCUGAACUUGAAAAGCCCAAUUUUAUAAAUUUGUGUCAAGUUAGGCAAAAAGAUGACAAAUUAAGAUGAAACAUGAAACAAAUGAAGCAGCAAAACUGUCUAUUUCUUGUGCAGUGCUCAGGAAAGGUGUUAUAGAGGCUCUGUCUUCAUUUCUUUAUUUCAAAGGCUGCCUCAGCUCCAAGAAAUAAUAGUUGCCUUCAGUCUCUCUUGCAUUCCUUUCUGCUACAGCAGAAAUGCAAGAGUUGUAUGAAAAACUGCAUAUCUGAGCUAGUGCGGCAGCAGUUUACUUGGGGCUAAACAGAAAAAAAAACAGAAGUCAAGUGUGUCAAUAGAUUGUAUUCGAUAAGGGUUCGAUGUAUCGUUUAGUUCAAAACAAUAGAACAUAACCUCACACGAAAAUUUUAAGAUUUAAGUAGGAAAAAUUAAAAUUAAGAAAAUUCCUAAUAAUUUCACUUUUAAUCGCCCCUUUAUACUCAAAAAAAUAAAAAAUCUAUCACAAGUUACGCGUUCCCCCAGAUUAGUCAAUUGACUUUUGAGGCUGUGUUUAAACGUUGAACUAAUCGAUAUCGACAUAAUCUCAUCUGUUUGAUGUAUCAAAUAUGAUCUAUAGUGCGUGUUGUAAGAGCUUCUGUUUCAAGUCUUAAAGCAUUAAGUUGAAUCUCAACCCUCUAUACUCACGGGUCAAUCAAUGCCACAUUCCUACUCUUGAUCACAAUAUCAAUAGGCACCAAUAUGCAAAACGUUUAUUGUUAAAUUUCAUUCUGAAGUGGCGCAGAGGAUCUUCAUCUCAAGCAGCUUCCUAAAUUUAAAGCUUGCAAAAUUAAUUUGAAAUUUCUUGUGUGUAUUGUUUUUGUGAAUUUUUGAAGAGCAAAAAUGAUCGUAAAAAGCUUUAGUUCAUGUUCUAUGUAUUGACCUUUUAAAAAUUUAGGUGUUGGUCACUCACUGCUCAGAAUCAUAUGAUCUUUGAAUUCAAAGUGUAAUGCAAAGAGUGUAUGAAAUUCCUCUUUAAAGUCUUUUAUCCACUGUCUUCCAACUUUUUCCCGUUUCUAAAUAGGACUAAGUGAUUAAAGUUUUUUUCAUAAGUGAUCGCCAAGCUGAAACUGUAAGCCGUGUAUUUCCUGCCAAAAAUACACUAAAACUUAGUGCAAUAAUUGAUUUCUUCAUCCAAGUAAUUGUAAAUUUAAACUAUUCUGUUCAAAUCAAGGAAUUAUUUAUGAAAUAAUUUUAAAUUCAUUCUUAUUCUCUCAAUUUUUAGUGUUUGUUCCUAAUUUACUUGUUCUCCACUCCAAUCAGAGUGGAAGGAAAAUUAGGGAGCCUGAGAGUUGUCAUGCUGAAAUAGACAGUCAGGCUGUGGAGGUAUACUUUUGAAUAGAGUUAUCUUCGGAGAUAGUAGUACUUAGGAUGUUAUCCCAGUGUUCUUCAACACUUCACUUUUUCUUACUCCCUCUCUUUCCUCACAGUACCCCCACAACACAGAUUUAAUCUCUUCUUCAUGAGUAAAGUUGAAUGGUAUAUACAUACAGGACCCCCUCUACAAGUUUUAUCACGAAGACAAUUUAACCAUUUUUCUUUUUUACUUUUCUGAAUCUUUUACCUUUUCUAACCUUUGAUUCAACUCACUCCCUUUCCGCAUAGCAUACUUCGGUAUACUUCGGUACAAUAUAUGCAGAUCCCCUCUCCCUCCUUGUCAGUAAGGUACCUAUUACUCAUUGAGCACCUUGAGACAAACCAUCAAGUGUUAUGUGAUGGGCAGACCUCAGUCAAAUAACCUAUCGCAGUCUGUUGGCAUUAUAAAAUCAAGUUCAAGUCCAAUGUAUAAUAGGUGAUGAUUUUCUUAACCUUUUCUGAAGGUAUCUCGUUUUGGCUCAAAGCUCCCGCAAUCUCUUCUUGCUGGUUUGCACAGCCAGUAAAAUGUUAAAUUUUGCUUUUAUUUUUUCCUCCAGAACUGCAGCUAAACAUUGUUCAACAAAUAUCUCUUUAUUCUUCUUUUAUCUUUUUAGCAACUCUCCCUCCUAUGAAAGUAUUAAAUGUUUGUACAAUUUGAAGUAUUGAUGUAAACAUUAGGUUUUUUCAGUAAGCCUCACAUGAACAAGAUUUUAAUCGUUAACCACACCUGUACCUAUAUUUUGUUCAGUUAAAACAGGCUUUUGAAUAGUUGGAAGAAGAGGCAAAAUAAAAUACAUUUAGCCCAUUUGAAUCCAGGAGAAUAAAAACGCACAAACUCGGAAACUUAAAAAUUCCCAAAUUUCAUUGAAGAUGCCUAAUAUUCUUAAAAGCCAUUGAAGAUGGGGCAUCUAUGUCAACUUGGGCCUUUAAAGUGUCCUGGAGUAAUUUUCCUUUUGCACCAAAAAGCUUUUUCUUAAACCAGCUUCUUCACCGACUGCGUAGUUUUUUUGUCUCUUGAACAUUUUCCUUUUUCCAAGUAGGUGCGUUUUCAUUCUCACCGUCUCAUUUAUAGAAUCUUUACAGUCACAGGUGCUGGUUGUUUGACCCUUAAAAAAAGGGAUAGCAUAGUAUUUUUAUAUCUCCGAUAGACAGUAUUUUACGUUUUACUGGUCAGCUUUUGCAAAUGUAUUAAAAAGAAUUAGUAGAGUCUUAAUAUGAGGGUCAAUGAGUCUUUCCAGACGUUUUUAUUUUAAGUUUUUUAUUUAUUUAUAUAUUUUUUUACCAAUCAUUACUUUCUUUUCUCUUUCAAAAAUUUUAUUGGACUUUAACUAAAAACCAUAGUUUCAAUGUGAUAUUCCAAUAACAAGUGACAGUACAUUGUUUAUUCACUUUGGUGAAGGAAAUAAUGACAAUGUCUGCAAAUAACAGCUUUUGAAACCUGAAUAUCACUUGCGGACUAAGUAGUGCUGUAAUUCAUAAUUUUGAUCUCAUAAUCUGAUCAUCUUGAAUGUUAGGCCCUUUCCUAAAAUUUUGGUAAAAUCUGAGGUUCUUUGAAAUGAACUGAAAACGUUUUUUGUUAUCAACAAUAACUUUUCCUAGUCUUCUUCACCAUUAUUUUUUAUUUUUCAAUUAUUUUAAGAAAUUUUUACUUUAAGUAUCAUAGAUUUAAUGUAGCUAGCUGUUUUUUUUUUCUUUACCUUGGCUGUGGCAGUUUUUAUUUUAAGUUUUUUGUCCUCGCACGAUAAUUUUGCGAGCAAUAUUUUCUAGCCAUAGCUUAAAUCAUUGGGGAUUUUCCCAAAGGUUUUUUUCUCUUUUUUUAAUUUUUUUUCAAACUCUCUGUUUGUAAUUCUUAAACUGAUAAGCAUUUGGGGACUUUUUUUUUUUUUCAGUGUAUUCAGCUGAAGAGAGUUUAGUUCUCAUGUAAACUAAAAUCAGAACAUUAAUGUCUUCUCAGUUACCAACAAUUAUUGUUUUCCGUAUUAUUCUUUAUUUUUGUAAGUUAAUCCAAAAGUAGCUGUCUCUGUUAGAUUUAUUAAAGCCAUAUCUUUUAAAAUUUUAA